AUGAAAAUUUUAAAUUCAGAUUCUGAAUACGAGGAAGAACAAAUACCACGCUAUAGACCAGACUCGUUAGCAAGUCUCUGCAGGGCAACUAGAUUUACUGAAGCGGAAUUGAAAAGGAUAUACCGUGGCUUUAAAGCAGUGUGUCCUACAGGCGUGGUCAGAGAGGACACUUUCAAAUGUAUUUACUCACAGUUUUUCCCUCAAGGU
Cotesia congregata is the source of this 207-nucleotide messenger RNA. The record is from the annotation of a GenBank genome assembly. Lineage: Eukaryota; Metazoa; Arthropoda; Insecta; Hymenoptera; Braconidae.